UAGCAUACACUCAAUGGAUCACAAUAUCACAAUGAUCUCAAUGUUUACAACGCUUGUAGACGAAUACAUUUUAUUCGGCUGGCGGGAAUCCGUUGUGGCGCGUGGCAUUCUAUCGUUACUCGCGUAGAAGAGCCGUUGCUUCACCUGGCUACUGGAUAUCGGGUGCUAUGGUGUACACCCAGGGCCUACAUGAUCAGGGAAAUAAUCAGCAAAUGCGAAGGAAGGUAAUACGAAGGUCAAAUCAUAAUAUUGGCAACGCAAACAAGGCAUACAACGAUAAACCUGUGACCUCUUAGAAAUGAUGACUGGGGGCGGUUCGGGGAGACGACUCGCAUUCACACUGUUCCAGAGUUUAGUCGCCAAGGACCCUCCGUGUGUUGUGCCCCCGAUUUGGUGUGGGAGACCCUCCUCCAGGACGUACACCAUGGACUCGACAGGAAAAAACGGAUGUGACCAUACCACCAACAGCAUCGACGCACAACCAUACGCAUUUCUUGAACGAGUCUCUAAAUUUAUGGUGGACGAACUGAAGAAGUCGACCACUGGAGAGCAAAAAGUGAUAGAUUUCUAUCAGCCCGAUGAACUUCGUGAGAAAAUUGAUCUGAAAAUUACACAGAAGGGCGACAGUGAAGAGCACCUCAUGAAGACAUUGAAAGAUGUCGUCAAAUACAGCGUCAAGACAUCUCAUCCAUAUUUCUUCAACCAACUAUUCGUUGGACCAGAUGAAUACGCCCUUGCCGGAGCAUGCCUUACAGAAACUCUCAAUUCUAGUCAAUAUACGUAUGAGAUGGGCCCGGUGUUCACCCUGAUGGAGAAGUUAGUGUUCAGGAAGAUGAUGGAUCUGGCUGGAUGGAGCCAAUCAGAGGGAGAGGGCAUAUUCUGUCCUGGUGGAUCAAUCAGUAACAUGUACGGCCUGAAUCUUGCCCGAUUCAACCAGUUCCCCGAGGCCAAGGAGCAAGGCAUGCAGUCCCUGCCACAGAUGUGUGUGUUCAGCUCCACCCAUUGCCAUUACUCACUAAAGAAAGGUGCUGCAUUCCUUGGCUUUGGCACGAAGAACCUCAUUCCAGUAAAUUGCGAUGAAGGCGGGAAGAUGUGUCCAAGAGCACUAGAGGCGGCUAUUCAGAAAGCCAAGGACGAGGGUCUCCACCCCCUCAUGGUGAACGCGACAGCUGGAACGACCGUCGUUGGCGCUUACGACCCACUGAACGCCAUUGCCGACAUCUGUAAGAAGCACAAGUUGUGGAUGCACGUGGACGCUGCCUGGGGAGGGAGCGUCUUAAUGUCGAGUAAACACAGACGCGUCAUGGAAGGCAUUGAAAGGGCCGAUUCUAUGGUUUGGAAUCCACACAAGAUGCUGGGGAUCCCUCAGCAAUGUUCAGCAUUUUUAACAAGACACCAGGGCCUACUCAAACAAGUCUUCUCAGCCGAUGCCCGCUACCUCUUCCAACAAGACAAGUUCUACGACGUUUCCUACGACACCGGUGACGCUUCCAUCCAGUGCGCCAGGAAGAUAGAUGUGCUCAAGUUCUGGUUGUCUUGGAAGGCUCACGGGGAUGUAGGCAUGCAGAGACGGGUCGACCACGCCUUUGACAUGGCGCAGUAUCUCGCGACGAAAGUCAAAGAGACUGAAGGAUUCAGACUCGUUUUUGAGCCUACUUGUACAAAUGUGUGUUUCUAUUACAUUCCACCGAGUAUGCGAGGGCAGGAGAAGACGGAAGAAUGGUGGCAGAAGAUUGGGAAGGUCGGCCCAGCUAUAAAGGAGCGCAUGAUCAGGAAGGGAAGUAUGAUGAUCGGAUAUCAGCCUCUAGAGCCUUGCGGUCUCGUCAACUUUAUUCGAAUGGUAAUACACAAUCCUGCUUUGACGGAAGAGAACAUGGACUUCGUGGUCGAGGAGAUUGAUCGGCUUGGCAGAGACCUUUAACUAGUGUAUGCCAUGAAUUCCAAGAGCUGCACUUCAUGGUAUCAAACGAUGCUCUGAGUCGGAUCGAAGUUAUAGGCUAUAUCACCCAAAACUUAACAUGGGGUAGUUGACCUUGUACAUUCGAUUCAAUUAUGUGUGGUGGUAAAUAACUAAACUCAUUGUAACAAAGGGUUAUGGUGUAGGUCUUGAUAGUUUGAAUGUUAGGGAUGCAUAUCAAGAAGGGUAUGCAGCAUGAGUAUGAUGAUCGGAUGUCUUGCGGUCUCGCCAACUUCAUACGAAUGGUCAUACACAUUCCUGCGUUGAGAGAAGAAGACAUGGACUCCUGGUGGGGGAUAUUGAUUGAUCCUUCGAGUCUGAUCUGUCUACUUGCACAGGCUAUAGCACCAGAGUAUUUCAGUUCAAUGUCACAGGCAAUGUUGUGACAUGAGCUAUCUGAGUGUAAAGGUGGAGACACUAAAACCGCGCGAAAGUGUCUCGCAACUGCAGCUUCCAGAGGCGAUUGUAAUAUCACCUCCAAUGCCAAUCAGCAACCCUGCCUGUCACCGGCUUCGGAAAUUCAAGAAUAAUGAAUAAACACAAUUACUGAUCAAGUUAACAACUUA
Molecule: messenger RNA, 2523 nt
Organism: Lineus longissimus
Lineage: Eukaryota; Metazoa; Nemertea; Pilidiophora; Heteronemertea; Lineidae
Product: cysteine sulfinic acid decarboxylase-like
Exons: 12
Coding region: 299-1921 (540 amino acids)
Biological process (GO): carboxylic acid metabolic process
Cellular component (GO): cytoplasm
Molecular function (GO): pyridoxal phosphate binding; carboxy-lyase activity
Source: RefSeq, a predicted model, not a curated record